GACCCAGUCCGACUCCUAGCAUCUGCUCAAGCUCUCGCCAUAUCCAUCCACCAUAUAGCACAUGGGACAAUCACCACCUAGUCACCUCUAUCACCACCACCAACUUCACCCUCACCACCCAACAUGUCCCUCGGCCGCCUCCGCAACUUCCUCUCCGGCCACCGUGCCGACGCCUCCUCCCCCCCCCCCCACUUCCUCGUCUUCCGCUCCUCAAAACUCUUCAUCAUCCUCACCCUCUGCGCCGCCGUCUUCAGCGACAUGUUCCUCUACGGCGUCAUCGUGCCCGUCGUCCCCUUCGCCCUGACUGCGCGCGCUGGAGUCCCCGAGGGGGACGCCCAGCACUGGGUUAGCGUGCUGCUUGCCGUCUAUGGCGCUGCGCUGCUUGUGUCGGCGCCGAUUUCAGGGUGGUAUGCGGAUCGCACGAGUAGUCGGAGACUACCGCUGCUGUUUGGCCUCGUGGCGUUGACAGGGGCGACGGUGUUGCUUUGUCUUGCGAGGAGCGUGGCGCUGAUGGUUGUUGGGCGGCUGCUGCAGGGGUGCGCGGCGGGUGUGGUCUGGACGGUUGGGAUGGCGUUGAUGGUUGAUACGGUGGGGCAGAAGGAUAUUGGGCAGCUCCUGGGGUAUGUUGGGAUUUCGAUGUCGGUGGGGAUUAUUGCUGCGCCGUUGGUUGGAGGGGUGGUGUACCAGCGGUGUGGGUACUAUGCGGUUUAUUAUGUGUGUUUUGGACUGUUGGCGCUGGAUAUUGGAAUGAGGUUGGCGUUGAUUGAGAAGAAGAUUGCGGCGCAGUGGGAUGAUGUGGUGGGUGUCAAGCCGGAAGCGAGUGUGGGCGAAACGACGACGGAAGAGGUGAGGGGGGAGGAUGAGCAGGCCAAGGUGGUGAGGGAGAAGGAUCUGGACGUUCCUGGCGGAACAAGUAGCACCGACGCCUCUACGACCAACGAAGCCGUUACGACCUCCUCUGGACCCCGCCCCCGCCAUCCAAUGCUCACCCUCCUCUCCUCGCGCCGCCUCCUCGCCGCCCUCUGGGCCUGCCUAAUCCAAGCCUCCAUCCUCACAGCCUUCGACUCCGUCCUCCCCCUCUUCGUUGCCCGCACCUUCUCCUGGUCCCCCACCGGUGCCGGUCUCAUUUUCCUGCCCAUCCUAAUCCCCGGCUUCUUCGCGCCCCUCUUCGGCGCCAUCGCCGACCGGUACGGUCCGCGAUGGCUCGCUGUAUCCGGGUUCUUGGGCGCGAUUCCGUGUUUGGUGUUGUUGAGAUUUGUGGAUCAUGAUUCCACGAGACAGGUGGUGCUCCUGUGCGCGUUGUUGGCGCUUUUGGGGACCGCGCUGGCGGCGGUUAUGCCCCCGCUGAUGGCGGAGAUUACGUAUAUCGUUGAGGCGAAGGAAGUGCGCAGCCCAGGCAUAUUCGGGGCGAAGGGGGCGUACGCGCAGGCGUAUGGGCUGUUCGUUAUGGCGUUUGCUGGAGGAUGUCUAGUGGGACCGAUUUGGGCGGGGUUUGUGGAUAAUAAGAGUGGGUGGGGGACGAUGGGGUGGUCCUUAGCGAUAUUGAGUUUUGCGGGGGCGGUGCCGGUGUUUAUUUGGGCGGGGGGGUUGGUUACGAGAAAUAAUGCGAAGACGGGGGCGGAGAGGGCGGCAGGUAAGAAGGAGGUUAAGGUAGAUGAUGGAGGGGAAGAAGGGGUGGUGGGGGAGGGGGCGAGGUGA
Pseudogymnoascus destructans is the source of this 1698-nucleotide messenger RNA. RefSeq lists its product as uncharacterized. Gene Ontology annotation, biological process: transmembrane transport. The transcript has a single exon. Gene Ontology annotation, molecular function: transmembrane transporter activity. NCBI's taxonomy places the organism in Eukaryota, Fungi, Ascomycota, Leotiomycetes, Thelebolales, Thelebolaceae. Bases 124 to 1698 code for a protein of 524 amino acids. The record is from RefSeq and is a predicted model, not a curated record.